Molecule: messenger RNA, 5269 nt
Organism: Bombyx mori (domestic silkworm)
Lineage: Eukaryota; Metazoa; Arthropoda; Insecta; Lepidoptera; Bombycidae
Gene: Ube4A
Product: ubiquitin conjugation factor E4 A
Exons: 16
Coding region: 242-3343 (1033 amino acids)
Biological process (GO): protein polyubiquitination
Cellular component (GO): nucleus; ubiquitin ligase complex; cytoplasm
Molecular function (GO): ubiquitin-ubiquitin ligase activity
Source: RefSeq, a predicted model, not a curated record
CAAUCACUUGAAGAGAAAAUGUCAAAUUAUUGUCAUGUAAAAUGAUGUAAAUUUUAUCAAAUUUGUGAUAAGUCAUCAGUUUCGAAAACAAAACAGAUUGCAAUAACUUUUUGUGAAUGACUUCAAUAUUAAAUUCUUCUAAGAAUAUUAAUCACACUGUAUAUAUUUAUUCAAAAUUUUAUCACUGUCACUUUUCUGAACUGUCCUAACAAUAUCAAUUUUAAAUUGGUAAGACGAAAAUAUGUCUCAACAGUUUAAUCCAUUUCUUGGGUUACUGGGAACUUCUCCAUCUGAAACUCCAAUUCCGGAAGACAGUCCUAUAACUAUUACUUCUGUGCCAGUCCAGGUUGAUGAAGAAACAGAAAUUGUAAACAACAUCGUCGAAAAUGUUUUUUACUUUACCAUAAAUGUAAAUGCAGUCGAAAAUCGGCCCAAUAAUGAAAAACAGUUAGUAUAUUUAGAAGAACUUGCUGAAGCAACUAAACCUCGCAUUCACAUAGACUUCGAAGCAUUGGAACAGGCACUUUUCGAAAGAUUACUUUUGCAAGAUGUUGAGUCUAAUGUUAUUCCAAAAGGUACCAAAGUUUAUAAGGAGCAUGUCAUAGAGAAGCAUGUCUUUCUGUAUCUAUUUAACUCCUUACAAAAUCUACAAAGUUAUAACAAUAGCAAGAACAUGGUGGAAAAGCGAGCUGUGUCAAAAAUGAGAGAAUUAAUAUUUCGAAAUGCAGUGACUGCUUUAAAACAACCAGCACUCUUUGAAGACCAAGACUUUUCAUCACAGCUUUUAGGAUUAUUACAACAUGCUGACCCAUUGAGUCAAUCAUUUUUUACUGAUAUUGUCAAUGCACUGGUAUCCGAUUGUGAUAAUGAAAGUCAAGCACAACUUAAAGCCACAAUGAAUGAGGUUCUGCAAAAAAUUAAUACAGAAGUAAAGAAGUCUAAUUUAAUCAAUCUACCGAAUUAUAUUUUACCAUCUGUACAUUUAUUUGCUAGUAACCCUCAUUUAGCACCAAUUUUAAUGGAAGAAAGUGAGCCAAAAGUAGAAAAUAAUGGACGUUUGUAUCAAGACUCAGUUAUUGGUGCUCUUCUGAGUUUGUCGGUUCUACCUAGAACUGCCUUAUCACUUCAUGAAUUCUUUGAACAACCAAUGGAUCAGGCAGCCAACUCAUUAAUAGAAACCUCAAUAUGGAAUGCAUUGUCACAUUUAAACAAUAAUAUGCAAAGAAUAUUUCUGGGGCUGUUGAAAUGUGGACCUGCGAUGCGUAAUCGUCUACUCACUUGGACCGGUAAAUGUUUGAGUGCGAAUGUAGCAAGAGGAAAACUGUGGAGUGUACAAGCUGGAGAAAUCAGUGCUGCAACACUGAACUGCGUGUCCGACGGCUUCAUGUUGAACCUGGGUGCAGUGUUAUUGCAACUUUGUAUGCCAUUCUGUGCCUCCCCAGAUGACCCUAAAUUACUUAAAAUAGAUCCAACUUACGGAGCUGUUCCGCCCGAGGAAUGUGCCUCGAAAUCUGUUCAUCUCGACAGCCUACAUAAUGAAACGUGCUUAUUACCACCACGAGAAGACGAAAACGGACAAUCUAUAAAACGACCGACGGCCGAAACAUAUAGUUUCGUAACUGAAUGUUUCUUUGUGACACAGAAAUGUAUCGAUUUGGGUGUACGCGUCUGCGCCGAGAAGCUAUGGCAGUGCGGUCGCGAGCUCGGGCAGGCCCAGCGCGCCCUCGCCGACGCCGGCACCGCGCCGCGCCUGCUCGAAGCCCUACGCACUCGCACGCAUCAUCUCAUGACGCGGUUUGUUAGUCUGCGUUGCGCUUUACUAGAGAAGAACAUGUUGACGAAUUUGCAUCGGCUUCAAGCGGCGACUUGCACGUGGCUCGUACAAGUGGCGAUACGGACCGAUCUGGACACGCCGCUCAGUAACUACGCGCCCAUGACCCUACUGCCGGUCGAGAUGCCCAUAACCACACCAGCACCCGACACGCUAAGAUGCAUUCCAGAGUUCGUAUUGGAAAAUAUAGUGGUUUUAAUAACAAUGGCGCGACGCACCGCCGGAGCUACGACCGAAGAAGCAGACAUCGCUGGCCUGCUGCAGCCCGCGCUCACCCUCGUGCUCACGUUCAUGGGAGACUCCUCGCGUACUUACAACCCGCAUCUGAGGGCACGACUAGCUGAAUGUCUGGAAGCGAUGCUGCCUAAUCAUCCAGACAACCAACAGCCUUUAAGUAGUUUGGCUUCGUUUUACAGAGAACAACUCUUCAAAGAACAUCCUCACAGAUCACAGCUCGUGCCAUGCCUUUUGGAUGUAUUCGUGGGCAUAGAAAUGACCGGACAGAGUGUUCAGUUUGAACAAAAGUUCAACUACCGUCGACCCAUGUACCUUGUCAUGGAAUUCCUAUGGGGACUGGAAGAACACCGGGAAUCUUUUAGUCAAUUAGCAAGAGAAGCAGAAUCCAAUAUGGAGGCUGUACAUCCACCGAUAUUUUUGCGUUUCGUCAAUCUGUUGAUGAACGACGCUAUAUUCUUACUGGAUGAAGCAUUAGGGAACAUGGCUCAAAUAAGAACUAUGCAAACUGCACAACAAUCCGGUGCGUGGAGGAACUUGCCGGUUCACGAACGCGAACAAAACUUCUCGAAUUUAUCUCACAUCGGGAUGUUGGCGCGCUUCGACAAUAUACUCGGGCGCGACACGAUCCGCAUGCUGGUGCGGCUCACCGCGCACGCGCCGCACGUGUUCUGUCACCCGACGCUCGUCGACCGGAUCGCGUCGAUGCUCAACUACUUCCUGCUGAACCUGGUCGGACCUAACAAAAAGAAUUUGAAAGUAAAAGACAUGAAGGAAUACGAGUUCGACCCGGCCAGUACAGUGCUGGACAUUUGUCGUAUGUACGUGGAGCUAGGUAACAACGAGCGGUUCUGCAACGCCGUGUCCGACGACGGCCGCUCCUACUCGCCGCAACUGUUCACCCUCGCUGAAACUGUACUAGUCCGCAUCGGGGGGGGCUUUCUCAUAAGCACACUGCGGGAGGUUGCCGAGCGAGUGAGACUGCUCGCCGAACAGAAGCAGAGAGACGAGGAGAUACUCGCGAACGCUCCAGACGAGUUCCUCGAUCCGAUCAUGAGCACCAUCAUGCUGGACCCCGUCGUGCUUCCGAGCUCAAGGACCACGGUCGACAGGACGACAAUAGCCAGGCAUCUUUUAAGUGAUCAGUCAGAUCCAUUCAACAGGUCGCCGCUCUCCAUGGAUCAAGUAAAAUCAGACACUGAACUCAAAGAAAGAAUACACAGCUGGAUCGCUGAAGCCAAAAAGAAUAGUUCACAAUCGACGAGCACUAAAAAUUAGGGCUGUUUUCUUUUAAAUGUACAUUUUAAUAAAACUUUAAGAAUUUAUUAAUAAAUAUGUUUUAGAUAUAGUAGCGAAAUUUCAGGUCGAAUAAGUACUGAAUUUUUUAACUGAUGGUGAGACUGUACAUAAAUAAUAAUAAAUACAUUUAGUUCAUUCUAGAUGAUUCUUUAAAAUUUUCAAUCAACCUUUUUAUUACCUAAGUGUUCGAUUUCGUUGCUCACUUGAGACCACAGCAUUGUUUCCGCUGUUGUCUAUGACACAAGAAAAUCAUUAUACUUGAAAUAGCGUAAUUUUUUUUUUAAAGUACUUUCUUCAUAUCUUUCGUAAAGUUUCGAUUUCAUUUAAUCGUUGAACACCAGACUAGAAAACCAUUUUUAGCCCAGUGGACUGCAGCGGACAUCCUGUGACCGCCAAUAACUCGGGUCGGGGGGAGAGAAGAGGGGGGGCUCGUGACAGACACAGUGUCUGUCAUCUGUCAUCUCUCGGAAAAUAAUGAGUAGGUACUCACUGUUUCCAUAAGUCGUCCACUAUUUUUGAGUAAUUUUUUCACCUCCACGAUUUUUUAGACGAUUCUUGAUAUUGGUGAUGGUGGUGGGUUACUUGUUUGGCGUCGGUCAUGACGUUCAACGCGUUAAAUUACUUUUAAUUGUUAGCUAUAUUGUAGUGUUACUAUUCGGGCUUUUAACGUCGCACUAUAUCAAAAUGUUGAAUAAAUAAAUUUCUAUGAAUUCAUGACACCACGUCUGUAAUAAACCACAAGGGAUAUUAUUUACAAAAAUAAAUUAAAUAUACCAAUUGGUCCAUAACAUAUUUUUACAUUUAAUUUUGUUAAAUUGUAUACUAAGUAACUGAAAUAAAUAAAUGAGAGUGAUUUAUUACUGGUGAAAGGACAUCUUGUGAGUCCGCACGGGUAGGUACAACCACCCUGCCUAUUUCUGCCGUGAAGCAGUAAUGCGUUUCGGUUUGAGGGACGGGGCCAUUGUAACUAUACUGAGACCUUAAAACUCAUAUUUCAAGGAGAGUGGCGGCGUUUACGUUGGUGAUGUCUAUGGGCUCCAGUAACCACUUAACACCAGGUGAGCUGUGAGCUCGUCCACCCAUACAAGCAAUUUUUAUUUUUUAUUCAGGUACCAUACAUAGGAUAUGGUAAAUAUUUGUUUAAAAUUUACUUGUGGUUAUUAUUUUAAACUCUGAUAAGUACAUAAUAUUAAGUUUAGGGAGACUUUUCCGUUUCUUACAUAUCAUUUGUUGAUAAGAUUGUUUUUAUGUUUUUAAUGAAAAUGUUUGAUUUUUCAAAUAGUAAAUUCGGCAUUUGGUCGAACACCUCGGACCUUUUGCCACCGUUUUGUGGCAUCUAUAGAAUAUAUUUAGUUAAUAAAACAUUCCUUCAAAUAUAAAUAUAUAUAUUUUUUAGCCAGCGUUAUUCUUGGUUUAAAUUUUUAAAUAGAAAAAUAUCCGAAAAUUAUUAUACAAUAAAAACAGACUCCAGUUUAUUUUCUUUGUUUUUUAUUUGGAGUGUUUCAAUUGCUUAAAAAUUACAAAUGAUUUUAAUGAUUUAAUAUUUUCUCUCCACCCUGUUUAUAUUCUAUGAGUUUUGCUAUUUUUUUUGUUUUUUAUUAUAGUCAGCUAUUACUAAUGUGUUAAAAUAUACUAGAGAGGAAUGAUUAUAGACGCCUGUAACAGAAUCGAUAAUUUAUUUUAUUUUAUACUGUUGAAAUAUUGGAAAUAUAAAUUAACAAAAACUAUAAAAAUAAAAAACAUCAUAACAAUACUGAAACUAGUCUUUAGCUUUGUUAUGUUGAUCCAUGAUAUCUUUUUUUUUACUGUACAUUGUUUUGUGAUAAAGGACAGAAUUUAAAUUAUUUAUGUUUUUUUUUUUUCCAGUGUGUAGAAACUGUGUAAAUAAAUUUUCUUAAUGCAUAA